UUUCAUGGUUUUUCCCUCUAGCUAUUUUUCUAGUUCAUGUUUUUUGCACCAAGGGUUUUUUCUUGUUCAUGGUUUUUUGGUUUAGUGUUUUUGUCCUUACCUGUCUCGUGUUUUUGCCAGGUUUUUGUCUGUUAUUACCUGGACUAUUUUUGGCAUGUGUGUUUUUGUCCUGUUUUGCUACCUUUUUGCCAUGCCCUUUUUUUCCCCUGGAUUAAAUCACCUUAUUUAUUGGAUUACUGUCUGUUGUGCAUUUUUCUGCUUCUGGAACCAAACUUCACCUCCACCACCCCUAACAGUACAUUCUGGCCAACAUGGAUCCAGUGGAACUCGUCCAUCUGAGAAUGGCCAUCCAGCAACAAGGGAUUCUCCUCGGGACCCACCAACAAGACCUACAGCAAAUUGCCCAGAACCUCGCCACCCUGUCCAACUCACUCAACCUCCUCACCACGCAGGUUCAGCACUUUCAAGCUGUGCCUACCCCUGCCCAGCCGCCUCCUACUUCAGCUCCUGCCACCACCUUUCUCCGCGAACCGAGACUUCCAGUGCCUCAGCCCUACGAUGGAGAACCAGAAUCGUAGGUGUUAAAGAAGGCAGCUGGACUUGCUUGAAAUUCUUGAAGAUGUUUCACCUCUCAUCCGAAAGGCUUCUUCAGUUCUGUCUGACUAAUGGGGAGUUCCAGGAUGAAGAUAUUGAUAACCCUGUAGAUCUGGAGAUGUUGAUGAGUUUUGGGGAAGAAGAAACCUCAGAGCUGCAAAAACUCAGUUAUGAUCAAGAUCCAUCCCUCCAUUAUCCAUAACCGCUUAUCCUAUGCAGGGU
Messenger RNA from Neoarius graeffei (lesser salmon catfish), 816 nucleotides. RefSeq lists its product as uncharacterized. The coding region runs from base 155 to 796 and encodes 213 amino acids. NCBI's taxonomy places the organism in Eukaryota, Metazoa, Chordata, Actinopteri, Siluriformes, Ariidae. The record is from RefSeq and is a predicted model, not a curated record. The transcript has 3 exons.